UCAGCUCCUCACUUCUUCUUUUAACAAAAAUUAUCAUGAGAUCAUUCGCUUUAUCUAUGUCAUUAAUUUCUGUGGCUUCGGCCUUGCAACUUCAGAUUUCCAGCAACGGAAACUUGAACGGCAGAAACCUUUACACCACCCACGAAGGUGCUGGUAUCAACUACUUUUUCGUCAGUGAUGCCGGUGUGGCCGGUCAAGAGUUGGAAUACGAUGCCGACUCCAAGGUACUUUCUAUUCCUGACACCGGAGACAUUCCAUACGAUGUGACCUUUGAGGGCGACGUUUUGAUUGCGGGGGUUUUGGGAGCUUCUGAGGUUGACAUCAGCGACAAUGGUGAUGUUACCAUCAACGGUACCAGCACCUUUUUCAGUUGCAACCACAUCAACGACCCAUACCAAUACUCGGGAGAUAUCUACGCGGUGUUGAAACAGGAAACUGGGGAUAACUGUUGGCCACUCACCUUGAAGGCCGUCUCCGAUGAUGCUAGCUCGACCGCUUCUGCUCCUGCUUCUUCUACUUCUUCCUACGUGGCUCCAUCGGCUCCAUUCGCCAACACCACUGUCACUGACGUCUCCACUGUCACUGACUACACCACUUACUGCCCAUACCCUACCACCAUCACCAUCACCACCUGUGACACCACCUGUGCCCCUCACGUGGUGACUGUUUCUGAAGCAAGCACUGUGACGGUUACUGGUACUUGUGUGGUGCCAGUUGCUUCCACCACCACUCCUGUUCCAACCACCGUCAAGGCUAGUACCACUGCUAAGGCCACUUCCAGUGCACCUAAGUCCACCGUUGCAGCUAUUUCAACUCAAGCAAACGGAGCUGCUAAGCAGGUUGCUGGUAUGGGGGCUUUGGCAUUGUUGGCCGCUUUGGUGUUGUAGACUGCAUUUUUUCGUUCAUAAUUAUCUAAUUGACAUUGUUUUUACUG
Molecule: messenger RNA, 934 nt
Organism: Yamadazyma tenuis ATCC 10573
Lineage: Eukaryota; Fungi; Ascomycota; Pichiomycetes; Serinales; Debaryomycetaceae
Source: RefSeq, a predicted model, not a curated record